Messenger RNA from Cylicostephanus goldi, 384 nucleotides. Lineage: Eukaryota; Metazoa; Nematoda; Chromadorea; Rhabditida; Strongylidae. The record is from the annotation of a GenBank genome assembly.
AUGGCUAUGGGAGCUUGCAAGUCAUUUGAUAUCACUGGUGAUGAUGUGAUAUAUAUAACUAUGCCUAUGUAUCACUCAGCAGCUGGAAUUAUGGGUAUUGGCACUGUAAUCGUGUCUGGGACAACGGCUGUGAUUCGUAAAAAGUUUUCUGCAAGUAACUUUUGGAAGGACUGUGUAAAAUACAAUUGUACUGCAAGCCAGUAUAUUGGAGAAAUAUGCAGGUACCUACUUGCUCAAAAACCCUGUGAAGAAGAAAAGAAGCACAAAGUUCGCCUUAUGUGGGGUAAUGGCCUUCGAGCGGAGAUUUGGAAUGAGUUCGUGUCACGAUUUGGUAUAACGAGGAUCGGAGAGUUAUAUGGCUCUACUGAGGGCAAUUCUAAUAUA